Messenger RNA from Daucus carota subsp. sativus, 738 nucleotides. Its product is annotated as telomere repeat-binding factor 1-like. The record is from RefSeq and is a predicted model, not a curated record. The transcript is spliced from 7 exons. Gene Ontology annotation, molecular function: double-stranded telomeric DNA binding. The coding region runs from base 1 to 738 and encodes 245 amino acids. NCBI's taxonomy places the organism in Eukaryota, Viridiplantae, Streptophyta, Magnoliopsida, Apiales, Apiaceae.
AUGCUCUUUGUGCUUUUGAACGGACAGAGAACAACUCUUCCAUACCCUCUCGCAUCCUGUGUUUCACUGAAAGUGGAUAUUCUUGUACGAGUUGAUGGUAGUACUAGUUUAAGUGGAAUUCACUUUUUAGAUUUGGGGAAAGUAGUUGACAAGGACUUAAAAGCUAUAGUGAAGGGAAGGAUUGCAUGGUCAGAUGAAGAGGAAGCUGCAAUUAAGGAUGGAGUAUCAAAACACGGUGUUGGAAAAUGGCGAAUAAUUCUUAAUGACCCCGAGUUUAGCACUACGUUGAAACUCCGUACAAAUGUGGACCUCAAGGAAAUGCAUGAAUCUAAUUCAUGUGCUAUUGUUAAUAUCAUUGCAAGCAAGACAGGACAAAUUGCCCCCUCCAAACUUGAAGGUGUAUACGCGGAGAAACAAAAAACUGUCACCACUGACGGAGAACUAAACAAGGAGAAAUUGCCACCUCCAAACUUGAAGUUGAUUUCGGAGAGAAACAAGAGAAUGAUCACAUCAGAUGGAACACUAAAAGAGCGAGAAAUGGAGUAUGAUGCGACAGCCUCAGCAGGCAGCCUGCAGGAUGGAGUUUGUGCUGAGCCGAUAAGGGCAAGGCGGAUGAGUAGUGGUGAGGAUUCAGCUGCUGUCGCAGCAGCACUUAAAAAGGCCAAAACUGCUACUGCAUCUGGUGAGGAAGCCGAAAAGGAGGCUGUAAAGGUGAGGAAGCAGAAAAGGAGGCUGUAA